UCCGGCGGCGGGAGAGCGGCGCGGAGGAGGUGCGGAGCGCGUCGGCUUUGGGCGGCUCUCAGAGUGCGACGUUGCGAGACGCUGCGGCGGGGCCUCCGUAGAGAAGGCAGGAGCCUGACAGCUUCCGUCCAGGCCAGCAGCGGUGACAGCCAUCUGGAGUCAUGAGCGACAGCGGCGAGCAGAACUACGGCGAGCGGGUUAAUGUUGAAGAAGGAAAAUGCGGAAGUCGUCAUUUGACAAGUUUUAUAAAUGAGUAUUUGAAGCUCAGGAAUAAGUGAAGCUGAAAUUUGAAAAAAUAAAAGAAAGAAUGCAUGCUAAUUAUCAGACCAGAAGUCCCACUUGUAGAAUAUUGAGCAAUUUGUGUGAAGUGGGGAAGAUGAAAGAAGUCAGAAUUUGAAACGGAAGAAUGAAGAAAAGAAAUAAAAAUGAAGUUAAGAUAAGAAGUAAUCUGGAAUCAGAAAGCACUACGCUAAGUAAUUACUAGUCUGUUUAUGUGUCCCUGUAUAUUUUGCUAAACAUGCAUGCAUUAUUUGUUUAAUAGAAGAAAAUAUAUACAGGGUAAAGAAGUGACUUCCAAGGGAAUCGUUUAAAUUAGGAAUCCCGUUCUGCUUCCAGAAGUGGAAGUGCUCACGGAUCCGGGAAAUCUGCACGGCACACCCCUGCAAGGUCUCGCUCCAAGGAAGAUUCAAGACGUUCUAGAUCAAAGUCACGUUCCAGAUCUGAAUCUAGGUCUAGAUCCAGAAGAAGUUCUAGAAGGCAUUAUACAAGGUCACGAUCGCGAUCCCGCUCCCAUAGACGAUCUCGGAGCAGGUCUUACAGCAGAGAUUAUCGCAGGCGGCACAGCCACAGCCAUUCUCCCAUGUCCACUCGAAGGCGUCAUGUUGGGAAUCGGGCAAAUCCUGACCCCAACUGUUGUCUUGGGGUGUUCGGAUUGAGCUUGUACACCACAGAAAGAGACCUGAGAGAAGUGUUCUCUAAAUACGGCCCCAUUGCUGAUGUGUCUAUUGUGUAUGACCAGCAGUCUAGACGCUCAAGAGGAUUUGCCUUUGUAUAUUUUGAAAAUGUAGAUGAUGCCAAGGAAGCUAAAGAACGUGCCAAUGGAAUGGAGCUUGAUGGACGUCGAAUUAGGGUCGAUUUCUCUAUCACAAAAAGGCCCCAUACCCCAACACCAGGAAUUUACAUGGGGAGACCUACUUAUGGCAGCUCACGCCGCCGCGAUUAUUAUGACAGAGGAUAUGAUCGGGGUUAUGAUGACCGGGACUAUUACAGCAGGUCAUACAGAGGAGGUGGUGGAGGAGGAGGCGGAUGGAGAGCUGCUCAAGACAGGGAUCAAAUUUACAGAAGGCGGUCACCUUCUCCUUACUACAGCCGUGGAGGAUACAGGUCACGUUCCAGAUCGCGAUCAUACUCACCUCGUCGCUAUUAAAGCAUGAAGUUGAAGACUUUCUGAAACCUGCCAUAGAGCUGGGAUAUUGUUUGUGGACAAUAUUUUCUAUUGUCUCCUGUUUAAAAAGUGAACAGUGCCUAGUGAAGUUAGGUGACUUUUACACCUUUUAUGAUGACUACUUUUGGUGGAGUUGAAAUGCUGUUUUCAUUCUGCAUUUGUGUAGUUCGGUGCUUUGUUCAAAGUUAAGUGUUUUCAGAAAAGUAUGUUUUGCAUGUAUUUUUUUACAGUCCAAAUUUUGACUGCUGAGAAGUUUCUAUUGUACAAAACUUCAUUUAAAAGGUUUUUCUACUGAAUCCAGGGUAUUCUGAAGAUCGAAGCCUGUGUGUAAAAUGCUACCAAAUGGCAAAAAGCAACAAUAAACAAGUUUGAUUUUUA
This is a messenger RNA of Microtus ochrogaster (prairie vole), 1822 nucleotides long. RefSeq names its product transformer 2 beta homolog (gene Tra2b). Lineage: Eukaryota; Metazoa; Chordata; Mammalia; Rodentia; Cricetidae. The coding region runs from base 860 to 1426 and encodes 188 amino acids. Gene Ontology annotation, molecular function: RNA binding. The transcript is spliced from 10 exons. The record is from RefSeq and is a predicted model, not a curated record.